Messenger RNA from Eucalyptus grandis, 2699 nucleotides. RefSeq lists its product as uncharacterized. NCBI's taxonomy places the organism in Eukaryota, Viridiplantae, Streptophyta, Magnoliopsida, Myrtales, Myrtaceae. The transcript has 3 exons. The record is from RefSeq and is a predicted model, not a curated record. Bases 942 to 1409 code for a protein of 155 amino acids. Gene Ontology annotation, cellular component: checkpoint clamp complex. Gene Ontology annotation, biological process: cellular response to ionizing radiation; DNA replication checkpoint signaling; mitotic intra-S DNA damage checkpoint signaling.
ACAUUUCUUCUUCUUCUUCGUCUUCUCCGUCGGCUCUCUCGCUCACAGCUCCUGCGUGUCGCCACUGAAAUCCAUGUCGAUCGUCGUUCCUCGGCUUCAUCCGUCGAGUGAGAUAGCUACAGCAGUUGCUUCUUCGUGCGUCCUGCCGAGCGAUGCUUUGUUUGGAUGCCAUAAUGCGGUGUUAGGUAUUGGUUCGUUUCGCUCGAUACGGUGUUCGAUUGAGAAAUUCUGAGAGUCCUUGCGCCGAUUGCUGAGUGUGUGGAGCCUUCGGUGGUGGAUUUGAGGCAGAAAUUUGUUGACCUAGGCUGUGAUUGGCCCUGUCGACGGUGAUUGCAACUUGAUGUGCCUAAAUCUGGAAGCCGUUUAAAGAAUAGGAUACUGUUGAUAGGAUGAUUCAAAGUCAUCACAUCGUAAAACCAAGGCAAUUCACUGCUAUAGCCAGGAGAACUAUCAGUGGUACUCCCAGAAAAUGUCAAAUGGUGAAACCGUAGCAUAAAAACCCUAUAGAUGACCUUCUACGGGCGCUGCUAUUCUGUCUUGCUGAUUUUUCUAGUUACUUUGAUGGUAUUAUAUAGAGUUUUGCAACACUCAACAAGUGAAAGCACAAUUUGCGCUCCCUAGCACAUCUCUUGUGUGACCGUACUUUGCAUGACUUCCUUUUGCCUCGUCGCAUUUAACUACCGAAUAACAAUAGAAGUUCCAAGUUCUCUGCUCAUUGUUUGGCACUUGGCAUUAUUUGAUUUGAAAUAAGACUAGAAAUAGCAUAGAUCUGUGUACAAAUAUCACCUCCUUACUUGUAUAUAUCGGAUUAAGAUUCUCAUAUUCAUAUUCGACCUCUAGAUCUCCUUCCACGCGCUCAAUUCAUCAAGAUCUGCCCAUCAAUUGAUUACAUUCAGGCCAGACCUCUUUGACGGGUUUACAGUAUCUGGUACGCAGGUUCAAUGCGGCGUUCUUUCAAAGGCAUUAAGAAAACAUACUGGAUUACUUGCAAUGUUGAGCCCGACAUACAACAAUUACCUCUGGAUAGGAGAAGAUACCCAAGCAAUUUUGUAGUGAGGCCUUGUGAUCUGAACAGAUUGCUUGCAAAUUCUUGGUCAUCCCUUCAGGAAAUUACUAUAAUUGCAACAGAAUGCAUGAUCCUUCUGAUGCUGCAAGUGAAUUUGGUGGGAAAUCUGUCAAGUUUCGAAGCUACAUUGAUCCUACCAAGUGUACAGAUUAACUUUUUCUUUUUCAAUCGAAUAUGGAGAAGAAUGUCAUGGUUCAGAUUCUGGUUGCAGAGAAGACUCUUUGCUGCACACUCAGCUGUCGAUAGAUCCUGCGGAAGAAUUUGUGCAGUAUGCUCAUUACGGCAACCUAGUACACGUGCCUUUUGCCGUCAAAGAGUUGAAGGCAUUUCUUGCAUUCUGUGAGGGAUUUAUAGUGGACAUUCGUUUGUACUUUGAGAGGGCUGGUGAGUAAGUAAAUUCUAUAUGUUCUUUUGAAUCUGACCUUCUAUCCAUUUUUUCCAUGCUUCACUUCAAUUUUGUAUGUGCAAGUAGUUCAGAUGCAAUGAAUAGUUUUCACGCAAUCAGUCCAUAACUGGUUUUAAUAGAUGAAUGGUUGCUAGUUAUCUGCUCAGAGAUUUAAUACACGCUAAUGCAUAGCUUUACCAUCACAAUCGUAAAGGCCGAUGAUAAUUUUACUUUUGGGCUGAAUGUCAAAAAAGAGAGACUAUCUUUGAAAAUGUGGUUGAUAAAAUAUUGCACACCUUCGAAUCAAGUUUGGAUAAUAAUGGUUUAUGGAGGUUUAAGUUCAAGUCAUGAAUGGUUUAUUUAUUAAGUUUAAUGCAAGAUGCUAGUAAAAUAUGCCAGCUAAAAUAACAGUGCAAAACUUGAUGGUCAAUGUAUGUCUUUUGACUUUUCUUUUUGGUACUAAAUUUGUGGUUUCGAGUGCAACAUCUCUGCUGUCACAGAGGGUGAUAAGUGCAUCUAAAUGUAAAACAGAAAAGAACAUAGAACUUGAUACAACUGCAUAUUUUUAUGAAACAGGCCUAUUUUGAUGGCCCCUAAAUUUGGCAUUGAUGAGGGGGCCUCUUCUGAUUUUGAUGCUACACUUGUACUGGCCACCAUGCUCACAUAAAAAUUACAUGAAGGUAAUAAUGGACCUCUGGCAAAUGGAAUGCCGGGCCAGGCUGAUACUGCGGAAGCUCCUGGAGAACAGCCGGAGAGGAAUAGAACUAGUGCUUCCGAGAUUCCGUCAAAUCAUACCAGAAUAUGGUCUGAACUCUCAGGGUGAUUCUUGUUGCUUGUAGCACUUUCAUCUCAAUGAUGGCAAAGAAAUGGACUUUGCCUUGCUUUAAAAUAAAAUGCUGUGUAUGUUGUCAGUUAGAUACUUUUUUAUGAAGUCAGUGGAAGGUAUCUCUUGGGAAUCAAAAUUUGAGCAGUUUACGAACUUUGGGCAGGAAGUGCUGCGAGAAGUGGCAGUGGUUCUAAUGGAAGGCAAGUUCCAGAAGAAAGGAUCUUAAAAGCUGGUGGUCAGUCAGGAAUUAAAAGGAUUAGCACCAUUCAAAUAUCAAAAGCUACAUCAGCUGAAGGAAACAUCCAAACUGGUCCAGAUCUCUCAGUUUGGGUGUGUAUGAUGAACAUCAUCUUUAUCUCUCUAGGUCACAUUAUUUUGCUGUCUACUACAAAUAUUUCUUAAUACAGUUGCUACUUUCUCAA